Nicotiana tabacum (common tobacco) is the source of this 1032-nucleotide messenger RNA. RefSeq lists its product as uncharacterized. The record is from RefSeq and is a predicted model, not a curated record. Gene Ontology annotation, biological process: root development; shoot system development. NCBI's taxonomy places the organism in Eukaryota, Viridiplantae, Streptophyta, Magnoliopsida, Solanales, Solanaceae.
UCUCAAACUCCCAAGCAAAACUCCAAAGCUCAACAAAAUAUCUUCAAAAAAUCACUUCCUUUUGCUCCAAGAAAAAUGGCCCUUCCCAAUUUUGAUGCUCUAAAGGACUUGCACGACUCAGCCAACGACAUGCUUCACUCACCAGUAAUCAAGCGAGAAAUAGCACAUCAGGGACAAGAGAAAUGGGCUCAUGAAGUUUCAGAAACAUCGUUAAGAAUGCUAGACGUUUGUGGCACAACUAAAGAUGUCCUUAUGCUCGUUAAAGAUCAUGUCCAUGACCUCAAGUCCACUUUCAGAAGAAUCACCGUCGGCGAAAAUGCAACUGCAGAAAACAAGUUUGCACCUUAUCAAUGUCAUAGGAAGAAGUUGAAGAAAGAGAUGUUAAAACGCUUGCAUUCCUUAAAAGGGAUGAAAAAUAACAACUGCAUAAACUCAUCAUCAUUAUCACUAGAGAACUCCGUGAAAGAUAAAGAAAAUAAUCUUAUGGUGGUUGUGAAUGUGUUAAGAGAAGUAAGAGUUGCAACAAUUUCUAUUUUGGAAUCUUUGAUGUCACUUAUGUCAAUGCCAAGCCCAAAUACUAGGAAAACAAAUAAAGGGUAUUUUGGUUCCAAGUUGAUGAGAGUAAACAGCUUAAGUUCAUGGGAAAAAUGCGACGCUAUGACGCUGCAGUGUGCCAAUAAAAGAUUGGGAGCAGUGGAAAUCGCCAUUGAAGAUCUUGAAGGAGAGCUGGAAUGUAUUAUCCGGCGGUUGAUCAGAACAAGAGUUUCACUUCUGAAUAUACUCACCUACUAGGAAACGAGAAAUAUUGAAAGAUGACUUGCAAGCAAAUAGGAGCUAGCUACCUAUUAUUUCAAGGGUUUUCCAAUGCUCAUAGUUUGCAAGUUAGUUAAUUGGAGCAUUAACAGUAGAAUUUGUGAAUUCAAAUCUUAGUUUGAUAUUCAUAUCUCAUAUGAACACUAAUUGCUUUGUAACACUCCCUUUGUCCCAGUUUAUAUUGUACUUUUCCCUUUUCGAAAUCCAAACGAUGUGAAA